Annulohypoxylon maeteangense is the source of this 2333-nucleotide messenger RNA. RefSeq lists its product as uncharacterized. NCBI's taxonomy places the organism in Eukaryota, Fungi, Ascomycota, Sordariomycetes, Xylariales, Hypoxylaceae. The record is from RefSeq and is a predicted model, not a curated record. The coding region runs from base 30 to 2246 and encodes 738 amino acids. The transcript has a single exon.
CUGAAGUCCCCUUGCGUCCGCGCUCCACCAUGAUGCUAUCUAGACCGGGAGUUAGUAUUCGAAGGUUCAUAUCACAAAGACGAGUUCAGGAUGAAUAUGAUGACGGGGUUUCCGUUGGCGCCGACAGGCUGGGUAACAAAGCGGGACGGAAAGACACCGGCACUGCUAAGAGGCGGCCCUACAGUAAAAAACGAGCGCCGCCGCCGAUUAUAGUUAGCAGGGAACAAAGUAUUCAUGACAUCUUGGACCCUUUACCACCACUUCCAUCAUACGAAACGCCACGUUCUUCAGCUAGUUCGUUAAAUAGUAGCGACCGCCAUAACGACUAUAACUUAUCACAAUCAUUCGAUUCAAAGAGGUCAAAGUCGCCGCUUUGUUCCAUAUCUUCAAAGGAGGGCCAUAGUCGAGAAUCUCUCCAACUCUCUAGCGCCACGAGCUACGGAGGCGAUGACUUCCCCCCCAGACCUCCACCUAAGGGCCACGGAAGGUCUUCGGAAUCUCUGAGGCGCUAUGCUGAUUUGCCAGGCUCGAAUUUCGAUCUGACAGAAGCUUUAUCCUACCAAUCAGAUAACAAAGCACCGGCAUCAAAGCAGCACGUGCGACAAUCAGAGUCAUUGUCGAGUAUCUCGGAUAACAUUCAACAACUCAUCCAAGAGGCAGAUGAAGCAUUCAGAACUAUCAGCGCCCUCACCGAAGUACGAAUUUCGGAAAACGCAAACAACGCAAAUAAUCCGAAUAAUACAAACAACACAAAUAACCAGAGUAACACAUUUAAAGAAUUACCGCGCAUACCUACACCUGAUCAAUCGCCGAUAUUGAAGCCGGUGGCCCUUGUCCCUAAAAGCAGAUCGCAGAACCUGCCACUUCAAGUUGUCACUUCACCACCUCAAUCGCCUAGACGAAGUUCAACCGCGAGCACUGGGGUCAAGAGGAAGAAGUCUAAGAAGUCAAAAACGAGGUCAAUGCGGCCGAGCCGGAAACCUGCCGCCGCCAAAUCGGCGGCAAAAAGUGGACCAGGAUGGGCACUGUCGGAUAAUGUGACGGAGCUAUUCAGCGGGAAAUUCUUCCGAAGGGUCGAGGUGGAUGAAAUGCUUACGCCGGGUCAGCUGGAAGCGUACAGACUGCGUAGGAUGUCGAUAAUGCAAUCGGAGAAAUCGACCGAGACCCUUGAUACUGAAGCGAGCGAUACACCAAUUGAGCCAUUUCACCUUGACGAUCUUCCCUCUCGAAUCAAAUCUGCUAGCGCAGAACUCGACGUCGAGACACCGACAGCAGAAAGACCUAACCCACCAGAUUUCGAAACCGUUGUACGCCGCGACUUUGCGCUAGAAGGGCGCAAUGAGGAACAAAAUUCCAAUAAGUCGGCGGCAUCGCGGAUGGACAUCGGAGAAGAACCGAUGGAAUAUAAAGAUGCAAUUUUCCCUACACCGCCGCUAAGGCACUCCUCGCGAUUUUCUAGGAGAAGCCAGGGCACAUUACCUAGUAUACCAGAGUCCUCAGCCGUCACUACACCAAGAGACAACCUCUAUAGCCAAGGUCUAGGAAAUUCCCGAGAUCUCGUGGCUGACUCAAAUUAUGUUUUCCUUCAAUCAUCACCAUGCUCUUUGACCAGUCCCAUUUUCCGACACGGGCCAAUCCGACUAGCAAAAUGCGAUCUUAUAGCAGACCUGAAAGUCGGGGCGGACGAAGGAUUAGACUGGACGGCAUUCCAAAUGGCCAUUUCCGGGGGCGCCGGGGAUUGGUUCUCCGAAAGUGACGACAUAAUUCGUCGCAGAGAGGCCGAGGAGGUCCAGGAAUUGGUCGAUUGGUUUGAUUCGUGGAACUUUAGCCGCCCUGGAGGCCUCGUCAAGGACUACGAAAUUCCCAGCCCUACGAGUACGACGUCGGGUGAAGACUACUCAGACGUGUCAUACGGUGAGAUCGAGAGGGACAAUCCAUAUAGCCCCCACCACCGAUGGCAGCAGUCUCAACGCAGGAUGGCGGCCGACAAUCGCCAAUUAGACCGCGAUAUGUCCGGACUCGAGCUAGAUACUGCGAAAAUGUUUUCUGAUGAUUACAAAAGCUUCGAUGGCCGCGAGAGCUACGCGAGUCUUCCCCAGAGCCCAAUGCUAGACCUUCGGGUCAUUCGAAGCCCAGAAGGGGACGAUGUAGAUGUCGUCCCAAUGGGUUACAAUCUCGGACACGACCUAGGAGAUUUUCUUAAAUGGGAGGCAGAGCAUGCUUAUGCUGGUGAUUUUUACAGUUAACAAGCUAAGGCGUUAUUUUGGGUUUGGACUUUUGAAUAUUCGUAUCAUGAACAAGGCGUAUCCAUAUGUUUGCAGGGAAAUGCGAAC